Recurvomyces mirabilis is the source of this 441-nucleotide messenger RNA. RefSeq lists its product as uncharacterized. Bases 1 to 441 code for a protein of 146 amino acids. Lineage: Eukaryota; Fungi; Ascomycota; Dothideomycetes; Mycosphaerellales; Teratosphaeriaceae. The transcript has 2 exons. The record is from RefSeq and is a predicted model, not a curated record. Gene Ontology annotation, molecular function: flavin adenine dinucleotide binding; acyl-CoA dehydrogenase activity.
AUGGAAACAUCAGGCUUCUCAGACGAGCAGCUUACGGUCCGCGAUGCCAUAUUCAAAAUCUGCGCCACCUUUACCUCUGAUCCUGACACCUACUGGAUGGAACACGAUCAGACAGAGACCUAUCCACACGAGCUCCAUAAAGCUCUCGCCCAAGACGGCUGGCUAGGCAUCGCCCUUCCCGAAGAACUCGGUGGCGCUGGGUUAGGGAUCUCAGAAGCAACAAUGAUGCUGCAGACCAUUGCCGAGUCCGGAGCAGGCCUCGCAGGAGCUCAAAGCAUCCACGCCAACGUCUACGCCACUCAACCGGUGUCCAAGUUUGCCACCCCAGAACAACGAGAUCGAUUUCUACGGAAGAUUAUUUCUGGCGAAUGGCGAACCUGUUUCGUAAGUCGAUACUUCUCUCGUCCUAACCGACUCGCUUUCUGCAAUUCGAUUACGUAG